GAGCAGCUUCUGCCUGCACAUUGUUUGCUACUUAUGCUGCUUCUACAUCAAUGAUGACUAUGAAACUAUUAAUAUUGAAAGUGAAGACAGCAGCUGUAUGCUAUGCAUCAGACGGAUACAUCUAUUCUCAAGCAGAAAACAUGAGCAGCCAGCAGAAAAAACUGUUUGUGGUGUCUGAUCUGACCUCUUUGCAAUAUUUCAAGUGAGACUGUUUUUCUCAUGGUUCUGAGCAGCAAUGAGUAGACUCAGGUAUUGCUUCUUUGCUGUUCUAAUUUUCAGUGUUUCGCUUCUAAUUUUUUUUUAUGCUGUUAAUUUGAACACACAAAAAUCUCUUUGGAGGCUGAACUUCUCAGUGAAUUCAACAUUAGCAGAAACCUGCAAAGCACUGAUUGAAGACAAGGUGCACUUUAUGAAGGAAAAUGCUUUAGAAACUUCAUCCAGAGAAUCCAGUUGCACGGAGUACAUCACCCGGAAUCACUACAUCACCCGCACCCUCUCGGCUGAAGAGGCCGCCUUCCCCAUUGCCUACGUUAUAACCCUGCACAAGGAGUUUGAGACCUUUGAGCGGCUCUUCAGGGCAGUGUACAUGCCCCAGAACAUCUACUGCAUCCACGUGGAUGCCAAGGCACCGGCCCACUUCCAUCGGGCAGUGCAGCGCCUGCUGGGCUGCUUCCCCAACGCCUUCCUCGCCUCCCAGGCGGAGCGGGUGGUCUACGGUGGCAUCUCCCGCCUGCGGGCUGACCUCCACUGCAUGAGAGACCUGCUGGCCUCGGGCGUGCCCUGGCGCUACCUGCUCAACACCUGCGGCCAGGACUUCCCCUUGAAGACCAACCGGGAGAUCGUCCAGCUGCUGAAGCGCUUUGGGGGCAAGAAUGUCACCCCCGGCGUGCUGCCACCCCCCCACAUCACCUUCCGCACCAGAUAUGUGCACAGGGAGCAAUUAUACUCUCUCUUUUCUUUCAUGCUUGUGACAUUUGUGCGCAAGACACCCCCUCCCCACAACCUGACCAUCUACUUUGGCUCUGCGUAUGUGGCCGUCACCCGUCCAUUUGUGGAGUUUGUGCUGCAGGACCAGCGUGCCAUCGAUCUGCUGGCGUGGUCUGAAGAUACCUACAGCCCUGAUGAGCACUUUUGGGUGACGCUCAACAGGAUCCCAGGUGUCCCAGGCUCCAUGCCCAAUGCAUCAUGGGAAGGUGACUUGAAAGCAGUGAAGUGGAUUGAUAUGGAAAAGGCACAUGGAGGUUGUCAUGGCCAUUAUGUCAGAGGCAUUUGUGUAUAUGGAACAGGUGACCUCAAGUGGCUUUUUAACUCCACCUGUAUGUUCGCAAAUAAGUUUGAGCUUAAAACGUACCCCCUGACUGUGGAGUGCCUGGAGCUGAGACAUCGGCAGAGAACCUUGUCACAGAGUGAGGUUCAGGUAGAACCCAGUUGGUAUUUUUAGCUAGCAACACCCCAAGCUACAACAUCAAUAAAGGUGGUCAAGAGAAUAGCUGCAGCAGUCUUUAUUUUUGCUGUGCUAGAAGCGUAAACCCAAGAGACGUGUUUCUUUAGUGUAUUCUGCAGAUGUAGCUCAGGUCAGCUUAUUUCACACAGCCUGCAAAGCUCACCUUCCACUUAAUGCCCAGAAGCUGAAGUGCAGGAGAUACAAAAAGAGGUACCAGGCCAAAGGUCCUCUUGCAGCCAGAGGAGCUUUGACCUUUUGCCAUUUUUAAUGGGCUGUUUUCCAGCCCAAACUUUUGUCUUGCUACACUGUCAUUGCUAUCUUUUUCUAUAAAAAUAUAAACAGAGUCAUGCAUCCCCAGCAUUUUUCCCAUCUAAAAGACAAGUGUGUACAUUUGGUAUGCAAAA
Messenger RNA from Pezoporus flaviventris, 1848 nucleotides. It is a transcript of the gene GCNT2, whose product is annotated as glucosaminyl (N-acetyl) transferase 2 (I blood group). Gene Ontology annotation, molecular function: acetylglucosaminyltransferase activity. Gene Ontology annotation, cellular component: membrane. The transcript has 3 exons. Gene Ontology annotation, biological process: transforming growth factor beta receptor signaling pathway. NCBI's taxonomy places the organism in Eukaryota, Metazoa, Chordata, Aves, Psittaciformes, Psittacidae. Bases 236 to 1441 code for a protein of 401 amino acids. The record is from RefSeq and is a predicted model, not a curated record.